AUGGACAUGCCUAUUGUUGAUGUAUGGGCAAACCCUCCCGGCAUUCAUGUCCCAGAAACAGCACGACUCUUUGCACAGAGUCAUUCGGAUACCGGCCUCGCCAACCGCCGGCACUCCCCCGCCGAGCUGAUUGCGAAGAUGGACGACGCCGGUGUUUCCCAGAUCCUCCUCGCAGCGUGGAACCGACCCGGCUCAACCAUAUUCUCCAACGACCAGGUCGCCACGUACACCCGCGCGUACCCCAACCGCAUAUUCGGUCUGGUAUCAGUCAAUCUCCACGACCCCGUCUCCGCGGUCAGGGAGCUGGAGCAUUACGUCCGGGCCGAAGGCUUCAAAGGGCUACGAGUCGUGCCCUGGCUGUGGAAUCUGCCCCCCACUGACGCCCACUACUGGCCCCUUUACGUCAAGUGCAUCGAGCUCGAUGUUCCCUUUUGCACGCAGAUUGGGCACACUGGCCCUCUGCGUCCCAGCGACGUUGGCCGGCCCAUUCCCUACAUUGACGAGCUUGCCUUGGAGUUCCCUGCCCUGAAAAUUGUCGGCGGUCACCUGGGAUAUCCGUGGAUGGCCGAGGCCGUGUCAGUUGCCUGGAAACAUGAAAAUGUCUACAUCGAUACCAGCGCAUGGUCGCCGAAAUACUACCCGCCCGAGUUUUUCGUCUUUGCCAACACGACAGGACGCAGCAAGGUCAUGUUUGGAACCAAUUUCCCGCAACUUGGAUGGAAGGCGUGUGUUGACUCGGUCAAGUCCCUGGGCACGGGAACGGGGACUGGACUAAGGGAAGAUGUUGUUCGUGAUUUCAUGGGAGGAAACGCGAAGCGCGUGUUCAAAUUGCCUGAUACGCCGGGCGAACAGAACAUGUCGCGCCUGUAA
Metarhizium album ARSEF 1941 is the source of this 870-nucleotide messenger RNA. Its product is annotated as Amidohydrolase 2. Lineage: Eukaryota; Fungi; Ascomycota; Sordariomycetes; Hypocreales; Clavicipitaceae. The record is from RefSeq and is a predicted model, not a curated record. Gene Ontology annotation, cellular component: cytoplasm. The coding region runs from base 1 to 870 and encodes 289 amino acids. Gene Ontology annotation, molecular function: carboxy-lyase activity; hydrolase activity. Gene Ontology annotation, biological process: secondary metabolic process. The transcript has 2 exons.